This is a messenger RNA of Closterium sp. NIES-67, 990 nucleotides long. Lineage: Eukaryota; Viridiplantae; Streptophyta; Zygnematophyceae; Desmidiales; Closteriaceae. The record is from the annotation of a GenBank genome assembly.
ACGAGUGGGGGGAAGAUGCACGCUCCAGUCCAGAAAAGCGGAUCUCUUCCACCGAGUCGUCACUGUUGCAGACAGAUAGGGGAGCGAAUCUGACGUGGCGGUGUGAGCCUUUUUGAGCCACUUCUUCAGGGCUUCAUCUGGUCUGUUUGGCCUUCCAAACCCAAUUCAACAGACUUGUCCGCAACGCAAUUUCGACAGAGCAACCUUUAGUGACGACCAGACGAGAACACGUCGCCGCCAUGGCUCUCAGAGUGUUCGCGUCCCAGGCCGCCACAUCCUUGAGGGUCCGUUGCCUUCCAGCGACAGACAGCCUCAUCGUGCCGUUCUGGCGAUCCUUCGCUUCCGCUCCGGAGAACCGGAAGUACUUGAAAUCACAUGAAUGGGUUGAAGUAAACGGCGAGGUCGGAACAGUCGGCAUCUCAGAUUUCGCCCAAAAUGAGCUGGGCGAGCUGGUCUUCGUGGACAUGCCAGAUGCGGGCUCGCAAGUCACGAAAGGCCAAACGUUCGGCGUGGUGGAGAGCGUGAAGGCCGCCAGUGACGUGUACUCGCCCAUUACCGGAGAGGUCGUCGAGACGAACGCGGAGCUCAGCAGCAACCCUGCCCUGGUGAAUUCCGCUCCCUUCUCUGAUGGCUGGAUCAUGAAGGUGAAGAUUGCCAACCCUUCAGAACUUGAGGACUUGCUUGAUGAAGCAUCUUACAACAAGCGCUGCGAGGCCUCAGCGCACUGAGGACCUAAAACAUGUGAAAGGGUUCUCGGAGUAGCCUCUGCAGACAGUGUUAUAGUAAUCUCCACCCACAUGUUCAAAAUAUGUCCUCCAUGAUGUGAUCUGCAAAGUUUUGUUUCUAGUUCGUCUUGUGCCAGCUAGGCUCAAUGCUGCAUGCCAUUGCAUAUCGUGCUCACAUGAGAAGCUAAAAUCGGGGAAUUGCACUUCCGAGUAUGUUUGUUGGGCAUGUUGUAUCAUUGCGUUUCAUGCCAUGUCUAUGAGUCAG